UAAAUCUUGAUAUUUAACCCCUAUAGCUUUAAGUGAUGGUUACGUUUGUUUUAAACGUUGUUCUUAAGCGGUGUGUGUGUCGCGUGCCCAUUAGCUAGGUAACGGUUUCUGCGCGCAGCUGAUUGUUGAGAGGAAAGGGGUAAAACUGCGAGUUUUGUGGGAUAUUUUUUUAUGUUUGGACGUAAGAACUGCGGAUAAGGCAGGUUCGGGCUUGUUUAGCAUUGUUUAGGUUGCGGUCCAAGCUGGAGUGGGGUAGGUGGGUGGGGGUGAGCCUGUCCCGACGUGAGAUUCAGAAACAUGAUGCCGACAGAUUAGCUACUGCUAGCACAGAAAACCAUUUCCCCUGACACACUCGAAGGUAAAUUAAGCUCACUCUGUUUUUCCAUCUUUCCCUCGUCAUUUUUACUUUUUCGAACGUUCAUUUAAAGUGUAGCAAAGCCGCUACGUCGUUCAGACGCCCGCGUUCCCCUGCAGGGACGAACAUUUGCCGACUGCCUGCGGUGUUGCGACAACAUUCGCCUCCCCCGGGACGCUGCUCUGUCUCCAUGGUAACGCGCCGUUGACGCUCUGAGGGGGGAAGCGUCAGCGGCGGAACCGGGAGAGGAGACCUCGCCGAGCGAAGGAUGCCAUUUCACGAUGGAUUCUACUACCCCUACAGCAGUGACACCCAGGGGACCCACUCGUCAGCGGGGAUCACCUCCCUCCUGAACUCCCCGCUCAGCCAGCCCUCGGCCAACGCUGCGCCGGGCAUGGCUCCCGCCGCCUUCCUGCCCUUCAAGUUCAGCCCGCGCAGGGAGAGCGUGGACUGGCGGCGCAUCAGCGCCGUGGACGUGGACCUGGUGGUGAGCCAGCUGGACGUGGACGCCCUGCAGGAGCACAUCGGCGCGGUGACCCUCUGCAGCUUGGACGGCGAGCGCUGCCAGCGGUGCCAGAGCCCCCUGGACCCGGCCCUGAUCAAGCUGCUGCGGCUGGCUCAGCUCACCGUGGAGUGGCUCCUCCACUGCCAGGAGGUCCUCAGCCUCAGCCUGCGGGCUGCCGAGGAGCGGCUGGUGGCGGCGGGCAGGGAGCGCGAGCAGCUGCUGGAGCAGCACAAGAAGCAGGAGGAGAAGCGGGAGGAGAAGGCGAAGGCGCUGAUGGCCGAGCUCAAGCAGCGGAAGAAGGUCAUCAAGACCCAGCAAUCGCUGCUGGCUCCACGGAUCAUCAGCUGUCAUAAGUGUGUACACUGCGACAAAUCCUUCCUCAACCCUUUCUUCCUCCAAAACCACAUGCAGCGCCGGCAUCCUGACGAGUAUCAGACCCAGCUGCAGUCCGACGGUGAAAAGAAAUCUCAGAUUGAUAGCCUCAAAAUGGAGAUUAGCAGUCUGAAGGAGCAAAUAACUCAGCAGCAACAGGCUCUCCAAGUCAAAAUUGCUCAGGAAAAGGAGCAGCAGUUCAUGCACAAAGAGCUGCUGAGAGAACUGGAACGUUUCAAGGCGGAGGAGACGGCGCGCACGGACAGGAAGAUAGAAGACAGCAGGGUCGGCAUACGCCGGGAGAUCGAGUUCCUUUACAGCCGAAGCAUUCAGCCUCUCACUGAAGUAAGUCAGAGUCAGCCGGCGAAGCAGGAGAAACCGGCCAGCCCCGUCAGCUCUCAGCCAGAGAGAGAUCUGGACAUUUACAAAGAGAUGCAGCUGCAAGCCAUCCACAAGCUGGAGCAGCAGAUGAAGAAACAGGAUAAAAAGUGGGAAUCCAGGCUGCGAGAGAUCAGAUCCCAACACGAGUCUGAAAAGAAUCAGUUGCUGAACGAGCUGAGCCGUAUGCGGUCUUCCGUGACGGAGCACCGGGAGAUCAGCCAGCGGCUGCAGCAGGAGAUGGACAGGUGGCAGCAGGAGAAGGAGGAGACCAUGAGGGCUCAGAGGGAGCAGAUAAAGACCAUUUCCUCCAACCCAGCAUCCAAAGUGGUGGAAAUACCAGUCAAAGUCAGCAGCCCGGCGCCGGAGCCCAAACUAAAGAGGGUCGCACUCGAAGGGCCGGUCUCCGCUCUAAAGCUGGAUCCUAUACAGGAGUUGUCAGAGGAAGAGAGAGAUUCCAGCAUCUCUGAGAGGAGACCGCUGGCGAGUAAACAUGUGAGCGAACCGGCCAAGAAGCAGAAGGCGACCGCCACCGGCGAGAAAAAGAACCCCAGCAUCAAGAAGGAGACGCGGGCCGAGCUGGAGCGCUCCGUUAGCCAGAGGCUGGAGAGCCUGGGGGUCAAGCCGGCCCAGAGAGGUUUGACCAACAAGGAGCUCACCUCUUUCCUGGCCCGACUGCGAUCGAAGCAGGAGGCCGCCGCGAAGAUGGCGCCCGACUACUGGCGCCGCUGGGAGGAGAUAUCGGGCGUCGCGGAGCAGAAGACGGGCGGGAAGAGGAAAAGCGGCGACGCAGCCCCAGAGCCACAGGCCAGAUCCAGACAGCCCGUUCAAGCCAUGCAGGUGCGCCCCCGCACCAGCAGCCUCCCCUCCAGAGCCAGCCAGGCCACGCCUGCACCAGCCGUCAAACAGCCCAAGACUCCGCAGCCGGCCCCAAGGACCAAGGCCUUCGUCCAGCCCAAGACCUCCACCCCCAACAUGAAGACUCCUCUGAGGAUGUGCACAAACAAGACGCCCCCGUUUAGCUCAGACGAAGAGUCAGAAGAGGAAGACUCCGACAUGGAGGAGGAGUCGGCACAUGAGCAGAGAGACGGGUCUUCCGGUCCCCGAUCAAAGCAGGCGACGGCAGCCGAGCUCAGAGCAGGCAAACCCACGCCGGUCCUGUCCAGGCAGACUGCAGUCAGCCGCUCCUCCUCCUCCAAGCCACAGAAGGCCGGGGCGUCCGUGGCAACGACGGAGAGCGAAGACGACCAGGACGACUGGUCGGACGUCAGCGAAAUUUUGGAAAUUGAGCCGAGACAGCUGCACGGUUUCAAAGACCAGAACGGCAAUAUUGAUAAGGGAAACCACAAUAAAGAUAAAGUCGUUAAUUUGGCCAGAAAAGUUGAAACGCAGUUGGCAGAGCGAGCAGCGAAGAAACCAGCAGGGGGCGUCAGCGUCCUCCCGGGGAGACAGGACGAGGUUCAGGAGCUCUCGCUGACAGAUUUAGAGGAGAGCAGUGACUGGGUGGUCUCCUCCUUAGAGGACAAACAGGAAGCGCCCAAGCCGGCGUCUCUCCCCGGCUCCGGACCUCUGAGGAAGAGCCUGAACUCAUCCAGCACCAGCGUGUGGGGGAGUUCCACAGGAAAGGGCGCCAAGUCAGGUCUGACUGAAGCGGGGACAGGAAGCACGCUGAAGAGCAGCCUGUGCUCUCUCAGUGACAUCAGCGACUCCGAGGACAUGAGCAAUAAGUAGCAGAUCUGGCAACGCAGCACAGACACAAGGACCUCAGCCAACGCCAAAGAGCAGUUCCUCUCCAUGGACUGCAAUAAAAGGAGGACGAGAAACUGUUAGUCUGCGCCGGACAAUAAUCUGAGGUUGAUUUUUAGAAAAUCUUGUUAUGAUCUUGUUAAUAUUUCAGAGGCAGAUUAGAUGAGUUUUUUAUUUUAUUUUUUAUUUUAAGGUACUCUUAAUUCCUUGUGCCAAUUUUUGUUUGCCUUAGAUCUUUUCAGAUUUACAUGCAUUCUAUUUUGUAUAUUCUCAUCUCCCAACCUAGCUACUUUGUGUUUUUUUUUUUUUUUUAUUGUGCAUUUUCUUCAGGUUUUGUACAUCAAAUUUUGUAUUGAUAUACAUGUGAUAUUUAUUCAAGCAAUAAAGAGGUCCGUUGCUGAGCAUACACACACCCAGGUCAUCCUUCACUGAUUGGAUAGCGACACAAAUAUUUGAAAGUGUCUUUUCUUGUUUAUGCAAUACUAUGCUUUAAUAAAGAAUAUUUAAUUUUUAA
This is a messenger RNA of Fundulus heteroclitus (mummichog), 3870 nucleotides long. RefSeq names its product DAZ interacting zinc finger protein 1 (gene dzip1). Bases 624 to 3341 code for a protein of 905 amino acids. NCBI's taxonomy places the organism in Eukaryota, Metazoa, Chordata, Actinopteri, Cyprinodontiformes, Fundulidae. Gene Ontology annotation, biological process: cilium assembly. The record is from RefSeq and is a predicted model, not a curated record. Gene Ontology annotation, cellular component: cytoplasm; ciliary basal body. The transcript is spliced from 18 exons.